Messenger RNA from Symbiodinium necroappetens, 921 nucleotides. NCBI's taxonomy places the organism in Eukaryota, Dinophyceae, Suessiales, Symbiodiniaceae. The record is from the annotation of a GenBank genome assembly.
AUGGCGGCCGAUGCGCUUCUCCCAAGGUUGGCAGAGUCCAUCUUCCUACGGUUAAAUCUUCUUGGAGCCAUGCAGCUUGCUUCGAUGCCAGUGACUCCGCUCGGACGUCGGAUGGCGUACUUUGGUUGGGACGAGCACGCCCAGUCACAGACUCAAGCAGUCACCACAGGCCAGAUGGCCCAGCUCAAAAGCUGGCCCGACCGCGAUUUCGCAGCUCAAGGCUACUGCUUGCCAGCCGUCCCAGCGGUCCCCCCGGUGCCCGACCAGUCGUUUGAGCUGCAGGCCACCAGCACCCAGGUCAGCAGACCCGUUCCCGCACCAACCAUCGUGCCGGCAACCGCCGUUGCAUCGUACGAAUCUCGCGACAGCACCGGAAGGGUGUGGGGUGUUCCAAAUGCUGGUGGCCGUGGACAAUGUCUGGAUUGCCCGAACAAGGCGGCCCUGCCCAGCAAUCGGUGCAAAGAUUGCCAGCUCCGUCGUGGAAGAGGGACGCCAAUGCAGGACCUGAGCGCUCUGCGGCCGGCGCUUGAUGCUGCUGCUCGACGACGGCCAGAUCGGCAGGCCCUUGUUGAUGCCCGCCUUCGUGUCCUGUACGAGAAGUUGCAGAAUGGCCAGAUCGCCGACGAGAUCCAGCAGAAGUUGUUCAGAUUUGCAGAUGCGCUGGGUGCCGGACAUGAGAAAGAUGCCCAAGCGGUUUUGCAGGAGCUCGUGGCCGAGUACUGGCAGCAGCACAAGUACUGGAUCUCCGGCCUGAAAUGGACGCACGCCCGGCACCUCUCGUCCUCUUUCCUGAGCCUGCAAAAGUCACCCUGUCGGCAGCCGGCAUAUCCGGACUACAUGACAGAAAAUCAGGACUCGGAGUUCUGCUUGCCAGUCCUCGAGCAAGUAACGGUAUGUGCAGUCUCUUCUGCGAGUUUGUGA